Molecule: messenger RNA, 2834 nt
Organism: Fomitiporia mediterranea MF3/22
Lineage: Eukaryota; Fungi; Basidiomycota; Agaricomycetes; Hymenochaetales; Hymenochaetaceae
Exons: 9
Coding region: 81-2687 (868 amino acids)
Biological process (GO): deoxyribonucleotide biosynthetic process; DNA replication
Cellular component (GO): ribonucleoside-diphosphate reductase complex
Molecular function (GO): ATP binding; ribonucleoside-diphosphate reductase activity, thioredoxin disulfide as acceptor
Source: RefSeq, a predicted model, not a curated record
ACCAUCCUCCCAUCUCCUGUCUCUCUUCUGACUCGCCUUUCUUUUCGACUCUUGCUAUCAAACUCGACCGGCAAGACGAGAUGGCCUACGUUUACAAGCGAGGUGAACGCAAAGAGCGUGUCGCAUUCGACAAGAUCACAGCGCGUAUUGGCAAGCUGUGCUUCGGCCUAGAUCCUAAGCACGUUGACCCAAUUGAGAUUACGAAGAAGGUUGUUGCAGGAGUAUACCAGGGCGUCACGACGGUGGAGCUUGAUAACCUUGCUGCUGAGACCGCUGCGUAUCUCACGACCAAGCAUCCUGAUUACGCCAUUCUCGCGGCCCGUAUUGCCAUUUCCAAUCUUCACAAAGAGACCAAAAAGAAGUUUUCUGCGGUCAUCAGUGAUUUGUACAACUAUGUAAACCCAAGAAACGGGAGGCCCGCUGGUAUGAUCUCAAAGGAGACAUACGAGACUGUCCGGGACAAUGCCGAGCUCCUUGAUUCUGCCAUUGUCUAUGAGCGUGAUUUCCAUUACCAGUACUUCGGCUUCAAGACCCUUGAGCGUUCCUACCUCCUCAAAAUCAACGGCAAGAUUGCUGAAAGGCCGCAACACAUGCUCAUGCGCGUUGCUGUCGGCAUCCAUGGUCGUGAUAUUGAGCGUACUAUCGAGUCAUACAAUUUGAUGUCGCAGCGUUACUUUACCCAUGCUAGCCCCACAUUAUUCAAUGCCGGUACCCCGCAUCCUCAGCUUAGCUCAUGUUUUCUCGUGACUAUGAAGGAGGACAGCAUUGACGGAAUAUACGAUACUCUCAAGCAAUGUGCCAUGAUUAGCAAGACUGCUGGUGGCAUUGGUCUCAACAUUCAUUGCAUUCGUGCAACUGGUUCGUACAUUGCUGGUACCAAUGGAUACUCUAAUGGUAUUGUCCCUAUGCUUCGAGCCUUUGAUGCAACGGCUCGUUAUGUCGAUCAAGGAGGCAACAAGCGGCCAGGGGCUUUCGCAAUUUAUAUCGAGCCGUGGCAUGCUGAUGUCUUCGAAUUCCUUGAUCUCCGAAAGAAUCAUGGAAAGGAAGAAGUCCGCGCUCGUGACCUCUUCUAUGCCCUCUGGAUUCCUGAUCUUUUCAUGAAACGUGUUGAGAGUGACAGUGAUUGGCCUCUUUUCUGCCCGAAUGAAGCUCCGGGCCUCCACGAAGUCUGGGGCGAUGAAUUCGAAGCUCUCUUCGAGAAAUACGAGAAUGAAGGCCGCGCCAAGAGGACUGUCAAGGCUCAGAAGCUGUGGUAUGCUAUCAUUGAAGCUCAAGUCGAAACAGGCGGACCCUUCAUGCUCUACAAAGAUUCUGCCAACCGUAAAUCAAAUCAGCAAAAUCUCGGGACAAUCAAGUCGUCCAAUCUUUGUACCGAGAUCAUUGAGUAUUCGUCUCCUGACGAAACCGCCGUGUGCAACCUUGCCUCCAUCGCUCUUCCGUCCUUUAUCCGGGGUAGCACUUAUGACUUCCAGAAGCUGCAUGAUGUUGCAAAGGUGGUCGCUUUCAACCUCAACCGUAUUAUCGACGUCAACUAUUACCCCGUUCAAGAGGCGCGCAACUCGAACAUGCGUCAUCGCCCAAUUGGCAUUGGUGUCCAGGGUCUGGCUGAUACGUUCAUGGCGCUCCGCCUCCCUUUCGAUUCGCCUGAGGCACGCGAACUGAAUGUUAAGAUCUUUGAGACUAUUUAUCACGCUGCUCUAGAGUCUAGUAGCGAUAUUGCUGCUGUCGAUGGACCCUACUCAUCGUGGAAGGGUAGCCCUGCUGAGCAGGGGAAGCUUCAGUUCGAUCUUUGGGGUGUUGAGCCGAGUGAUCUGUGGGACUGGAAGUCGCUCAAAGAGAAGAUUGCACAGACCGGUCUGCGUAACUCUCUGCUUCUUUCACCCAUGCCAACUGCAUCGACAAGCCAGAUCCUCGGUUUCAAUGAAUGUUUCGAGCCCUACACGAGUAACAUCUACACACGCCGAGUACUAUCCGGAGAGUUCCAAGUUGUCUGCCCAUGGCUAUUGCGUGAGCUCGUUGAGCGCGGUCUGUGGGACGAGCAAAUGCGAAACCUCAUCAUCGCGCACAAUGGCUCAGUACAAAACAUCCCUAGUAUCCCGGACGAUGUGAAGGCAAUCUACAAGACUGUCUGGGAGCUUUCUCAGAAAAAGAUUAUCGAUAUGGCUGCAGAUCGCGGGGCGUUCAUCUGCCAGAGCCAGAGCUUGAACAUCCACUUACAGUCGCCGACGAACGGACAAAUGACAAGUAUGCACUUCUACGGCUGGAAGAAAGGCCUGAAGACCGGAAUGUACUACCUCCGCACGCGUCCCGCUGCACAGGCUAUCCAGUUCACUGUCGACGCUGCUGCUGCUAAGGCUGCUCAGAAACAAGGCAUUCCUGUUGCUGCAGUACCUACCCCAGUAAAGGCUGUGGUCCCCGUUGCUUCGCCUCCACCUGUAGCUGGUGUGAACGGUCGUUCAUCCGAGCCGCCAGCGUCACCAACGCACUCGCAUUACGCAUCGCCUAUACCAGAGCCUCUAAAGGCGGAGGAGCCUGAGCCGUUAUCACUCGACGGCAACGCCUCAAAGGCAGCCGAGGACCCAGAGUAUGCUGCUGCCUUGCAACGCCAACGGGACCGUGAGCUUGCCGAGGCUAAGCUGAUGUGCACUUUGGAGAAUAAGGAGGCAUGCUUGAUGUGCUCGGGUUAAAGAGCCGUGUUGUUUCUCGUUUCUUUUUGAUCGCUGUGCAUUCCUAACAACGUUGUAAUCCCACCCAUGAACUGUGAUCGGCUUGUGUUAGUUAUCCUUGCAUGUUGUUCCUGAUAUGUAUGCUAUGAUAGGAUUGUUCAAUAUAGA